This is a messenger RNA of Menidia menidia (Atlantic silverside), 942 nucleotides long. The record is from the annotation of a GenBank genome assembly. Lineage: Eukaryota; Metazoa; Chordata; Actinopteri; Atheriniformes; Atherinopsidae.
AUGACAGACACGCCUCUUUGGAAACGGAGCAAGGACGGACGCGUCUUGAUCACAGAGUUUUACGCAAAACGCUCUUGUGCCUUUGUGACUCUGCCCGGCAUCACAGGGAGGAUGAAGCUUGAAGUGCUGUGUGGAAGUCAGUAUGACACGAACCAUUUGGACAGGUCCGGCGUUGAAAGGAGCACGCUGCGGUCCCCUGUCUCCGCAGAAGAGGAGCUGGGGUCGGAUGGAGACUACGUGGUCCACAGCCCUGCACCUGUUACCCCGUGCGCGAGCAGCAAGUCCAAGCCGUACACACGGAGACCCAAGCCCCCACUCUCCUACAUUGCUCUCAUUGCCAUGGCCAUCCGGGAUUCUCCCUCCGGACGUCUGACUUUGGCGGAAAUAAACGAUUACCUAAUGAAAAAGUUCCCUUUCUUCAGAGGCAGCUACACCGGCUGGAGGAACUCUGUACGACACAACCUGUCUCUGAACGACUGCUUUCUCAAAGUCCUCCGGGACCCGUCCAGACCUUGGGGAAAAGACAAUUACUGGAUGCUCAACCCCCAGAGUGAGUACACGUUCGCGGACGGCGUCUUUCGCCGUAGAAGAAAGCGCAUCAGCAAGAAGUUCAGUCGGGAGAAGGAGCUGUGUGAGCAGGCAGAGGAGGCAGGGAGAAACCGACAGCCCGCUCCGGACACCGGUGCUGACGCACGGCCCAAGUUCACCAGCUCUUUUGCGAUCGAGAGCAUCCUCAGCAAGCCGUUCGAGAAGGAGUUAAACGCCGGACCAGUCCCUCACCCCCCGGCCUUCCCCUGGUCACUCUGCAGUGACCUGGCGAUGCGCCACUCAAACGCACCUGCCUCGUUUCCGUACUCCAAGCCUCCCUGGCACUUCGGCCCACGUUUUGCCAGCGCGUUUGGUCCCGGGCUGCUUCUACAGUCGAACGUUUACGGUAACUGA